Molecule: messenger RNA, 2172 nt
Organism: Symsagittifera roscoffensis
Lineage: Eukaryota; Metazoa; Xenacoelomorpha; Acoela; Convolutidae
Exons: 4
Coding region: 1014-1826 (270 amino acids)
Source: RefSeq, a predicted model, not a curated record
CCUGUAACCUAGACUUAGAUGGUUGUGUCUCCUCUGCGAAUUUUGCAUUUUACAAGUUAGAAUUUUGACAUUCUUGUCGAACUUGCGAGAGCUACAAGCAACUUUCCUAGCCCGCAAAGAAAAUAACCUUGACUAGCACAAAUUCGAAUUCCUUCAAUAUAUACAAUUUAUAUUUCCAAAACUAGCCCCCAGGUCAAAGCUGAACAAACUAACAUAUUGCGGGCGAAGAAGAGCACGACCAGCGAAGCGGGCGAAAUUUUGGCACUCAAUCUAACAUUUUAUACUUGAGUCUCGAAUUUUGUACUAUUUCCUUUUAUUUCAAAUGUAACUCACUUUACAGGAUAACUAACUGAUAUCUAUACAUAUCGCGCCCUGUAAUGUCCCCUAGAAUGACGACAACUUCGAUUCAAAUUGGCCGACAAUGGUCCAAAUAACAAUCACACAUUCAGCUAUCACCUUUUCCUAGCUACACUUCAGAAAACAGUUUUCUGGCAAACAACUCAUUGAUAUUCAAAACUGCGAUACUAGCUGCUAUUGCAUUCGAAUCUAAAUUCCGUCAAAAUGAUUGAUGAUACCGGAAAUUUUCACAUCUCUUAGCAAUCUUUCACCCAUUUACAUUACCAUAUUUUGCUAUUUUGAAAGACAUUUGCCAUGAAUUUGUAAUAUAUUUUUGUUUAGAUCUUCCCAAAAUUGUGGCUAUCAAAUGAAUUGAAUUACCUGUGCGCUUUGGCUGACAGAGCUUUGAGCUUCCUCCGCUAAUUGAAUCUAAAACAAACAAACUUACUUCCAAUUAUGCAAAUUGGCAUUUAAAUUAGAAAACUUUGAAAACGCAGUCAACAUUGUUUAGAACUUUUCAUUACUCCCAAUUAAAGGCGCCUUCAGCUGCAGCCUUUUUGCAAAAGUUCGAUUUGCCUCAUUGCAAUUUCAAUCAAGUUUCACGCUCUACAACAGUUUAAAAUCACCUGACUGAUGACUGUUAUUAAACUGAUUAGCAGAGUCAUAAUUAUAACUGAAUGAGCAACCCGCGCAAUGCACACCCAAAGCAUGGGACGAAAACAUUCGCAACUGAACAUAUCUCAUUCACAACAAGGAGAUUUUUAAUCACGCUCUUUUUGCUUCAAACACUUUCUUCAACUCCUUUGAUGGGCGGCAUUAAAAAUCGAUCAAAUGCAUCAGCUAUUUAUAAUUCAAACGGAAUUCAAGUUUCAACGUCCUUUUUCAACGAAAAACAAAACAACGAAAAAGACAGAAAACUGUCUGAUCUGAACGAUGACAAAAUUUGGACUCAAAAUCGAGAUGACAACCCAGCGGCGAUUAAAAAGCGAACAGUCAGACAAGAUACGUUUGCCCAGGACAAUAAGCCAGAAGAGCCGGAGGAACUGGGCGACUUUGUUUCGCAUCCGACCAAGUUGACCUGGUCCAGUGCUAUUCUAGGCGCACUGUUCGGGUGCUCCAUGUUUUUCCUAGUGUUCAUCAUAAUCAUUAGUGUCUUGGCUUCCAUCCGUGCAGUAGAUUACUACAUCUUCGGAAGAAAAGACAUCAGGAAAGAACUGCUCAGUGGAGAAGAGGAUAGCUCCAGUCCAGGUCCUAUCUGGAAAAUACUCAAUGCCUGGAGACCCAACGGAAAGCCAGGAGGAACACAACCCAGUCAGAAACCACAAUUCUGGAAGACCCAGAUGUUCCACGUUGUCGAGUACAAAGGCAUUAGAGCCGGAGGCCGGCGCAAUGCAUCAAGUAGCGCUUCCAAAAUCGGGGGCGGCAGCGGGAGUCGAACCUGCGCCGGCUCCAGGCCAGGCUAUUACAAGCGCACCAACAUCUUAGUUUGAUCCUAUUUUGAAGAGCGUUAAGGUAUUUUGUAACACAAGAAUUGUUCGGUUAAUUGUAUAGCAAUUAACACUCUGGAUGUAACGCUAUAGAUGUGCUAUUUGAUCUGUGUCAAGUUCUGUAUUCUGUAAUGUAGUGUAGUCUAAUACAAAAUAUUUGUAGUUUUAGGAUAAUUUGUAAUUCACUUCACCAAAUGCGCUUCAAAAUCACCUGAACUUUGCUGCCUAAUCAGUUGAUGAUUUUGAUUUCAAUAAAACAAAAAAUUUACCAAGAUAAAACUCUUUGAUCACGAACCAGAAAAGAAGCAACUAGACAAAGCUCUCGCGAGCUGAGUUUUCUUAUUUGGAC